CCAGGCAAAAAAUUGUUUCUCUGAGAACCACACAAGCACUGGCCGUCACAUCGCGUCAUCGUGUCAGCUUCCAAAUUACCGAAACAAGAAAUAGUUCUAACGACAAGAAGAUCUCCAUGUCGAUUCCGAUACCGAAAAUCACCAAGAACAAGACUACGAUCGAUAAUGGUUUCUUCCAGAAACUCGAAAGCCAGUUUCCUGGUGCGGGGAGAGGGAAUUGGUAUAUUUACGCCGGAGUAGUUUUCCAGACCAAUGAUCGAAUGGAUUUGAUUGAGGCUUUGUGGAAAUAUGUCAAGACUGCAAGUUUUGAUUCAGAGUUAUUGGGCAAGGCGAGGAAGUUGAGGGAGGCGUUGUUGAAGAAUUCGGCGUUGGUGGGGUUUCCGAAGGGAAUAAAUGCGUGCACGAGUUUGCGUAAAGCCAUUAAGGAACAGACGCCUCAGAUUUUGAAGGCUUUGGAUGAGGAUAAGUCUUUGCGACAGUCUUUGGGUCGGGCGGAGAAGGAUGCCAGAGGGAAAGACUUCUUUUCGAAGAUUUAUUCGCAACACACGGAUCGCGUGUUGGAGAAUAUGUCGUUGGCUUCGGGGGAAGAUCUUUCGGAGUUCGCUAUCAAUGCAAUAUAUGGCGAUCUCAUGGCCGAAGAGUCGCGACUCAAUGCGAAGGAGACUGGCUUGUUGGAAUUCUUGGCAUGUUAUGCAUCUGGUGGUUCUGCGUGGAUUCAAGCUAAGGGACAUAUGUAUGGGUGCCGGAACCUAGGAAACGGGAAAGCAGAGAUAUAUGGUGCCAUGAACGUCUGCAAUGAGAUCGAGAAGCGGCUGGGAAUCAAGGUGAAUCGCGAGCCUGAAGAGAAUUGGACCUGGGUGUCGAAAGCCUACGCCUGGUGAGCUCUACUGCUACGGACGGAGCCAGACUGCUGGAGCAGUCAGGCUCGCCGAGACAGCAAGAUUGAGUGUUGAAAUUCAGCAGCAGUGGUUCGGAGGAGAGGAGCAUCUGCAUCUCCAUAUUCUGGAUGUUGCAUCCAAGCCUGCCCCUCAGUGGUAGAUCUAGUACUUGUCCAUAUUGUACGAUAUCGAAAAGUGUUUGUGUCUUGUCAAUCGGCCCUCGUAGUGUUCAUUCUGGAAUGGCGUGCUCGACGCGCUGUAUCUCGUUCGCGGCUUUGACGGCGAGAUGGACGAA
Messenger RNA from Cercospora beticola, 1173 nucleotides. RefSeq lists its product as uncharacterized. Lineage: Eukaryota; Fungi; Ascomycota; Dothideomycetes; Mycosphaerellales; Mycosphaerellaceae. The record is from RefSeq and is a predicted model, not a curated record.